This is a messenger RNA of Morchella importuna, 1098 nucleotides long. RefSeq lists its product as uncharacterized. The record is from RefSeq and is a predicted model, not a curated record. The coding region runs from base 1 to 1098 and encodes 365 amino acids. Gene Ontology annotation, cellular component: membrane. Lineage: Eukaryota; Fungi; Ascomycota; Pezizomycetes; Pezizales; Morchellaceae. The transcript is spliced from 2 exons.
AUGGAACCUCCCCUUCACGCUCCUCCUCGUCUUCUACGGCCUCGGCACAGCAGCAACAAAGGUCAAGCACGACAUCAAAGCCAAGCUCACUCUCUCCAGCUCCGGCACCCCGGGGGUGAGGGCGCCCGAAACCACGUCCAGGUCUUUGCAAACAGCAUCGUCGCCUCCAUCCUCAUCCUCCUCCACACCGCACAACUCUACGACCUCAACCUCAACACAAUCACCACACGCACCACCCCCUCCUCCCCCCUCUUCUCUCCCGCCCACGGCGCCUGCUUCGACAACACCCCCGAAAACCUCCUCGCAAUCGGCAUCAUCGCAAACUACGCCGCAACCCUCUCCGACACGCUCUCCUCCGAGCUCGGCAUCCUCGCGUCCUCCCCGCCCCGCCUCAUCACAACAUGGAACGUCACGCCAAAGGGCACCAACGGCGGCAUCACCCUCGCCGGCAUCACCGCCGGCGCCGCGGGCGCAGCAAUCAUCGGCCUCGUCGCGGCGGUCAUGUUGCCUGCCUGUGAGGGGUCUGAGGCGGCGUGGGGGCUAUGGGAGAAGGUGUGGCUGGUGGCGUUCGUGACGGUGGUUGGGACGGUGGGGUCGCUGCUGGACUCGCUGCUUGGCGCGCUGUUCCAGCAGUCUGUGAUCGAUGUGCGGAGUAAGAAGAUUGUGGAGGCGCCGAACGGCGCGAAGGUGCUUGUUGAGCCGGCGACGCAUAUCACUGCGCAGGGGAGGCUGCACUCGGCGGUUGGGGGCGCGCCGCAGUCGGCGGCGGGGGCGGUGCCGGUGCAUGGGGCGGAGGGGGUGAGGAAGCGGGGUGGUGGGGGUGGGGGCGCGGAGGAGGAGGAGGCGGUGGUGGAGGUGGGGGAGAGGCCGAAUAGUCGUAGGGUCAUCACGGCGCAGAGGUGGGGCGUGUUGAGUAAUAAUCAGGUUAAUUUGGUGAUGGCGGCGGUGAUGAGUGUGGUGGCUAUGGUGCUGUGGGGUGGGUUGGGGACGGUUGGGGUUGUUUUGGCGGAGCAGGCGAAGACGGUGGUGAGGACGGUGGUGAAGCAGGAGAUUAUUGGGGCGGUUGUGGGUGCUUUGUUGGCGCCGAUUUUGGGGUAG